This is a messenger RNA of Drosophila willistoni, 6225 nucleotides long. It is a transcript of the gene Wdr81, whose product is annotated as WD repeat-containing protein 81. Gene Ontology annotation, cellular component: mitochondrion. The transcript has 5 exons. The record is from RefSeq and is a predicted model, not a curated record. The coding region runs from base 175 to 6111 and encodes 1978 amino acids. Lineage: Eukaryota; Metazoa; Arthropoda; Insecta; Diptera; Drosophilidae. Gene Ontology annotation, molecular function: protein binding; phosphatidylinositol 3-kinase regulator activity. Gene Ontology annotation, biological process: aggrephagy.
ACUAGUAAAAAUGUAAAUAAGCUUGCUUUUAUCUAAUUCCUAAUACUUAACUAAUUCUUGUUAAUCAUUAUUACUUGGCCUAUGACUUUCAAUAAAGUUGCAAAAUGUAAUUUUUGAUUUCUCUCAUCGAAUAUAAAAAAUGGGAGUUGACAACAAAGCGGAGGUCCGUAUGGUAUGAUAUCAUGUGAAAGAGGCGUUGCAGGAGGCUUAACCAUGGGCGAUGAUAGUAAGCUGAUAUGGCAAGAAAUCGGUAUAAACAAUCAACAUGUCUGUGAGUCUGGUGGCGAGGGUCGCUAUCAGUUAAUAUGCGACAAAGCUUGGCUACAGGCAUUGGAAAAGCAGCGGAAGUUAACACCAUUCCCCAUCUGGUCGCAGUUGGAUCGGCGAGCCCAUCCCACGGGAAAGCUUGAGCAUCCGUGGACAAGGAUCCUGGUGCAAACUUAUCGGAAACAGGUGCAGCACAUGGUGUAUCCACUGCCAAGAUGUUCGGGAGCAAAUGGAGGAGUAUCAGGAGAAUCUAUAUCGGACUUGCCAUUGUCUUACUCCCAGGCAGUGGCCUUUGUGGCAAAUACGAAUUUUAAGCAGCUGUGGGAACAGGCAUACGAACAGUACAAGGGAGCCCACGUCAAGUUAUGCCGAGGCACUGGAAGCAGCACCAAUGCGUCAACGAAAAUCAGUCAAGCUGGCGGAUUGCAACUGCAGCCACAUGAUAUGGUUCUCAAAGAACUCAUCCAAAGGAUCUAUCAUUGUCCUGUUUUACGUGUUGCCGGACUGGGAGGAGGUGGAGAUGUUUCCCCUAUUCAAGAAAUAACUAGUGACUGCCAUGCCAAUAUCAUGCCCGCUCUGGUGGCCAUCGAGUCGUCCACACAUUACACUGUCUUCUUCUAUCCUCCCGCCAUGGUGUGCAGUCUAUAUGACUGCAUUACCUAUAGUCCUGCUCUGCUGGGCAAGAGCUAUAACAAGACAUUAUUUCUGAUCUAUCAGAUUUUACAAUUGUCCAAGCACUUGCAAGGUCAAGGCUUCUUUUUGGGUGACCUGCGAUUGCAGCACAUUGUGUUGAGGGAAAAUCUCUGGCUGCAAGUGUUGCCAUGCCUGGAAGCGAAUCUUUUAGAAGAUGAGCAAGACGGUGGAGCGGAUUUGGAUAUGUCACCGCUAUCACCUUUAGACACGCCAGUGUCCACUGGACCUGGAGACAAAUUACAUCCCUUCUCUAGCCCUUCCAUGUUUGAUCUGAAAUUGGCCUAUGAUCCGGCCCAGUUUAAUCUGCGUGAAUAUACGGAAAUGUGGUGCAAUGGCCAAUUGACCAAUUUCGAUUACCUAACCAUAUUGAACAAUGCGUGUGGUCGGAGUUUAACCAAUGCCUCGCAUCAUCACAUCAUGCCCUGGGUCACUGACUUUGCCGGACGCAAUGGCUCCAAUUGGAGAGAUUUGACACGAAGCAAAUAUCGCCUAAAUAAGGGCGAUAUACACUUGGAUCUAAUGUAUAAUCAGGCAAACAGUCAUCAAAAUGGACUCGAACAGCCAGGAUCGGAGCAAGUUCCGCAUCAUGUCUCAGAUUUUCUCUCAGAGAUCACGUAUUUUGUGUACAUGGCGAGGCGGACACCGCAGGCGAUUCUCUGUGCCCAUGUGAGACCCAUUUGGGUGCCAGCCGAGUAUCCAGUGUCGAUACAAAGACUACAAGAAUGGACACCAGAUGAAUGUAUACCCGAAUUCUAUUCGGAUCCCAUGAUCUUUAAGAGCAUCCAUGAAGAUUUGCCCGAUUUGGAAUUACCCAGUUGGGCAACUUGCCCAGAGGAUUUUAUAGUUAAACAUCGUGAGGCCUUAGAAUCGCAAUAUGUAAGUGAGCGACUCAAUCAUUGGAUUGAUUUGAAUUUUGGUUACAAAUUGAGUGGCAAGCCGGCUGUAAAAUCGAAAAAUGUGUGCCUCAGUCUGGUCGACCAGCAUCGUAAUCUCAGCCAGCGUGGAAUCGUUCAACUAUUCAGUCAAGCUCAUCCGCCGCGUCGUUAUGCCUCGCCCUGGUUUAAUAAGAUAGCACCACGUCUGAAUCAAUUGUAUGGCAAGUCCACAAAGCGUUUGGCCAAAAGCACUGAAAAUCUACAUGCCGAUCAGCCAAACAAUUCGAAUUCCAGUUCACCACGCAUGUCCUUGCGUCCACCUUAUGGUGAUAAUAGCGAUGGCUUGCAUUCCGGAUCAAAUUUCUAUAGCAUAACCAAUUUCAUUGAGCUACCAGAUCACUAUAAUCCCGCCCUGCUUCUGCAGAAUCUUGAAUCUCUCGAAUCGUUCUAUGCCAAAACAUUUCCACAACAAAAACCCACAGCAAAUCCGGAAGAGAAAAUGAUAAGCAGUGAUUUGUUAUUCGAGCAAAACUCAGCAGAUCAUUCGUUCACGAAUCAACUGUUUGCUGGAGAAUCUGGUGGAGAUUUGUCUGUGCCAACGAAGAAGAACAAAAAUUUCUUGAAGGAACAAAAGAAGAAUUGCCUGCAAGAGAUACUCAGUCAGAUGAGAGAGCGGGAACUGCAAGUUUUGGGCUGUUUAAUUGUGGAAAUGUUUGCCAUGUCACGUCUACGUCCUCUGCUAAUGGGCAACGGUCCAACAGCUAGUUUUGAGUCUCGUCUGGCAGCCUGCAGAUCGGUGGCGCAAUUGCAGCGUCAGGAAUUGCCCAAGCCAGUGCGUCAUGUGGUGCGCAUACUACUCCAACUGGAUGCAAAAGAUGACAUCGAUCAUGGCUUACCGCAGCCCUGCAGCCCCAGGCAAUUGGUGGAGCCAAUGUUUGCCAAUUUUCUUGUUCCGUUCCCUUCGCAUUAUAUAGCCGUUUAUGCUUUGGUGAAAUCUCUGCAUUCCUUUGAACUAAAUGCCACUCUGCUGGAGCUGCACACACAUUUCAGCUGCGAGGGCGGACGGGAAUGUUCCCGAUACACGGAAAUCGAUCGUCAGCGGGUUCUCUUCGAUCGGAAAAUUGCCGAAUGCAAGGUAAUGUCAUGCUGUGCCUAUGUUAGAAGAUUGCUGGAUCCCAUAGUUUUUGCCUACGAACAAUUUACGCCAGUGGAACUUAUUUUACCCCACAUCAUUGAUCUGCUGCGGGAUGAGCGGACUUCAAUACUAACCGCCUGGAAUCUAUUUGAUCCCAUUGCCCAGGCUUUGGGCAUUACGCAAACCCAACAGCAUUUGCUGCAACCACUUCUCAAACUUUACGACGUGGAGGGCUCUAAUCCGACUGAGGAUUGCCCAAACAAUAGCAAUGUAGGCUCAGGACACUUGCGUUUCUCCUCUUAUAGUUCGUUUAAGUCACGCAAAUCCGUGAAAUUAUAUCAUCAUAGCUUCUUAUUACGAUUGAUUGUGCGUUUUGGCUUGAGAUGUUUCCUUCAUCAUUUCAUUCCACCGCUAAUUGAAGCGGUCGGUGGUUACAAGGAACCCGAACAGGGCAAUGGCUAUCAUUAUCAUAGUGGUGGAAGUAGACGAACCAGCAAGAAUCUCAACUUUGCUGCCGUCGAGGAAGAAACGGAUCAGGAUAUAUCCACUAAUCAAGAAAUGAAGCCAGAUGUUGAGGAAUUAUUUACUUUCGAAGAGGAUCAAGAUAGAAUAUCAAAUCAAGAGACAAAGUCCAUUGAUUCAUUUGACAUGCGUCAACCUACUGCAAGUGCCGCAGAGGAGGCACGCGAAUCGGAAGACGAUGACAAAUUGGUCAUAAACGAUAUAAUCUAUGGAUCAAAAAUCUCACUAGAAAGGCUUUCACUCAAGGGUGUAGAUAUCCAAACGCCGCCACAAAAUUUGGGUCCACGAUCACCCACCAUUGAGAUUCCAUCGAUUGCGGCCGGUGGCAUACGACGUAGUUUCCAGCUGAGCGCCAUCGAUUGUGACAUUGGAUCGCGAAAAAGUGUAGAUAGCUUCGAGCUAAUCAGUCAAGCAGUGCAGCAGGAACAACAAGAACAGGAACAGCAAUCCCAGGCCCCCCUAAACGAAGCCUGUGAUUCCCUUCAGGCUUCGGUAAUCUCAAGGAUGUCGGAGGCCAAAGCUUUGCAGAAUAAUCGUAUAAGCGAAAUGAGUGCUGAAAGUUUAGUGUGGCUAUCGCAUCGAUUGGGACCAGUUCUUACCUCUCGUUACAUUACACGAAAUCUCCUAAAGCUACUGUCCCUAUGCUAUGUGGGACAGGAGAAUCUAUUACCUGAAGUUGAGGACAAUGGAGACUCAUCCUCUGCCUCGUCCUCCUCGCCGGAUGCUGGCAAUUUGAAUUACUUUAGCAUAGCAAAUGCUCGUGUAGUGGGAGAUCGCAGUGCAGCUCGUGUCCUGGAAUGCCUAAUGUCUAUAGCGGCACUUUAUGGAGAAAACUUCCUGCUCUUCCAGUACUUUCCUCAUAUAAGUGAACUAAUUGCAUUAUGCUCGAAGCGAAUCACUGGAAGUUUAGAGGGAGCCAUCAUUAGCUCCCUUCAAUUGCUCAAGUUUAUGGUGCCGUGUCUAACUGAUGUCACCAUUAUGGAGCAUUUGCAGCAUAUUCUUCUUGAUUCUAUACUAUUGCCCAUUUUACGUCUGCUGAGCUCAACAAAUCUCCUCAUGCCAAGUGGUUAUUUGGGGCGAUCUUUGUUGGCACGCAAAUUUCUGGAUGCCAUCUAUGCAUUAAGUGUGCGCCUAGGUUCGGAUAUGUCAAGGGAACAUCUCUGUCAGUCGUUGCUUUGUCCUUUCUUUUUGAUAUUCAACAAAGCAUUCGGUUUGCCCAACGAUUUCAGCUAUAAUUUGGCCAAUUUGAGUCUGUCAAGUGGCCAACAAGAGCGGGCUUUGGAGGAGUUGAGAGAUGUAUUUGGUCCGGAAUUAGCUCAUACAUCGUAUUUGGCUUUUCUUCGGUUUCUGGGCGAAGCCAUUAUGCAAAGAACAUUAACCAAUUUGGAGUUCAUCUUGACACUCUGCCAUGAACAUGAGCAACCAGGACUCAAUAAGAACAAUCAAGUGACAAACAUUAUACCGGGACAAGGAGAAGAUGUUAUGGAUGCAUCUUGCGAACUGGCUGCCAAUAGUUUUGGCACUCAAAUUGUCGGCAAUCGUCUGCAAGUGUCCAGUAGCAGCAUGGAGUUGCUCGAUAUGGUGGCCUAUAAACUCGAUCAAUUACCCAGUUCCAGACAUCUGAAGGGCAAUUGGUUGGCCUACUGGCGGCAUGAGACGACGCGCAGUGAGAAGGAUAAUCAAACUCUGAAUCUUAAGCAGAUACGUUUGCAAUCCUUUGUCGGUCACACCAAUUCUGUGCGGGCCAUAUACGCGUUGGACAACGAGAACAGUUUUAUUUCUGCUUCAAAGGAUAAAACGGUCAAGUUGUGGUCUCUGCGAAGCGAGGGAGACGGAAGGAAGACAAGCACAUGUCAAUUUACCUAUACCUGCCACAAAAAAUCCAUCCAUUCAUUAAGUUUCCUUGAUUCGUUGCGCUACGUGGUGUCUUGUGAUUCUGGUGUCCAUAUCUGGGAUCCGUUUAUUGGUCGACCCUUGGGCAUAUUGGAUGCACCGAAAUUCAGUGCUGUUACCGUAGUGAAAUGCCUGCCCUCGCAUUCGCCUCUGGUGGUAGCAGGCACAGCGGAAUCGACCGUAAAGGUUAUUGAUUCACGAUCCAUGCAAUAUGUAAAUGAAUGGCGAGUUUAUAAUUCAGCUCUUCCCAAUGCCACAAUACGCUGUCUGGCUGUUGCUCCCUCUGGAAAUUGGCUGGCAGCGGGUCUAUCUACAGGCGGCAUAGUUCAGCUGGACACUCGUACCGGCACCGUAUUAAACUCCUGGCGUCCCAUGGAGUGUGAUCUCCUGCAAUUGACUGCGCCCAGUGACCAGCUAUUGAUCAGCUCGGCUCUCGAUCACAGUUUGGCCGUUUGGCAUGCUCUCGAUGGUAUUAUGCAUUAUCAACUUAAACCUCCACCUGAACCGGCACAUUUCUUGCAAAGCGUUGGCUCUUCUUUGGUGUAUGCCACAACAGGAAAUCGUGUAGGUGUCUAUGCCGAUGUGGCCAAUUCGCAUGCCCUGAACUCGGUUACCAAACUGAGAUCGGAAACAUUCCGCGGUGUGCUUACCUCUCUAGCUGUGUUGCCCCUGAAUCGAGCCUUUUUGGCUGGCAAUGAAAGCGGCAAUAUAGCUCUAAUUUGCUAAAUAUACAAUAAUACUUUCAUAUAUUCAUUGUAUAUUAUGAUUUUGUAUUAUAGUUACAUGUAUCUGUAUUUAUAUUCAAUGGCACCAAAUAUUAUUUUAAUGGCAACUAACUAA